GCGGAGCUUAAACCCGUGGCAAGAUGGCGUCGCUGGUGGUUUUCCGGCAGUUGCGAGACGUGAUUGCGACCCAGGAGGUGCUGGUGGAGAAGCUGAGGCAGCAGAUUACAGUACUGGAGGAGAAUUCUGUUAGCAGGGUGGAAUAUGAGGCUAUUGUCGAGAAGCUAGAGGAGGAAGUAGAAGAACAUGCAAAGACCAAGAGAAAUCUGGCUAAGGAAUCUGAACAGCUGGAGUUUGCCCUGGGGGAGAUUGAAGUUCUGUCGAAUCAACUUAAGAGAGAGAAACAAGCGUUUGAUAAUGCACUUUCCAAUGUGAAAAACAAAGCGCUGAAGGAGUCAAUCCAAAAAGACAAACUGAAAAGCAAAUGUACGGAAAUUGAGAGCCAUAUUCAGAAACAGGAAGACAUUCUGAACUCUAAAAACAAUGAGAUAAAGGAGCUGCAGCACUUCAUAAACAAACAGAAGCAAACCUUGAAGAAACAAGCAUCUGACUUGAAAAUACAAAAACAACAGGAGUAUUACAUUUCAAAAGUGCUCAGGGAAAAACCCAAGAAGAGUGUUAAGUAACUCUAGCAGCAUUCCCUUAUAUGUUGUCUAUCAGUUUUCUCAUGAAGAAAUUCUGUUGUUUGUAGGUAAAGAAACCAUUUAGAUGUUCACCUCCAAACAGUAAUAUCCAGCAUAAUCCCUAUGGGUAACGCUCGCUAGAAGCAUGUAGUCUGUCCGUACUUAUCCACCAGGUCCCAGUCUUAAACUGGCAUGUUUUGUAUAUAAGUUGAGAUCGACAGGGAUUGCAGAAUUGGGCCCCUCAUAUUUAGGGCAUAUAUCCAGAUGAUCUUGAGACCAUCUGUGCACCAAUCUACAUAGUCUAAUUAUGUUGUGGAUCUUUCUGCAAAUUAUUUAAACUCAUUCCUGAUACAGGUACAUUUAAGGGAUUCUGGCUGAGAGCUAUCUUGUAAUCUGUCAAGUGGCAGUCUGGUGUGACUCUUAGGUUCCAUUCAUUCUUCUCUGGAAAAUGAAAAAGAUGGCUUGAAAGACAGGUAGUGAAGUUUUAGCUAUUGUCAACAUCGAAUGGAAUCAGUGCACUGAAAUUUACAAAUAAAUAAUUUUAAGCUAA
Sphaerodactylus townsendi is the source of this 1113-nucleotide messenger RNA. RefSeq names its product spermatogenesis associated 24 (gene SPATA24). Gene Ontology annotation, cellular component: nucleus; cytoplasm. The record is from RefSeq and is a predicted model, not a curated record. Lineage: Eukaryota; Metazoa; Chordata; Lepidosauria; Squamata; Sphaerodactylidae. Gene Ontology annotation, molecular function: DNA binding. The transcript is spliced from 6 exons. The coding region runs from base 24 to 566 and encodes 180 amino acids.